AUGGAAGCUCACGAAGUUGCUCCUGAUGUCGUAGAUGUAGCUCCUGCUGACGUUAUUAAGGUAAGUUUCACUCAAGUUGUACAGGGAGGUAAGAACUUGAAUUGGUUAUCAGCUUCUGAACGGCAGAAUUCAGCUGCAAAGCUUCGCCUGCAGAAGACGCAGAAGAAUAAAAGACGUUUUAUAGUCCACGCUAUAUUGUUGUAUUUCAUUGGGGUCUUAAGAUGUAAAAUAUGCGUAGGCUGACGUUCAAAUGCUGUUUUGAGACAACAGAUUUACGAUAGUGUUGAGUAUUACGUGUAAAGGGUUGAGUGUAGGAAGGGACACAAUUAGUGCACGUUCACUUCCAACCGCACCCGGGGGGCAAGGGGGGGGGGGGGGCAUCUCAUGUGAAGCAUUUUUUGGACCACUUGGGGGUGUUGUUACUAUAUGCUCAUCACUAAAAUUUAUAGUCUCCUUCACAGCCACUCCUGCCGGAGUCUCGUAAUGUUGUCAUGAAGCUUUCUGCAAGCUAUCAGAAACAUAUAGUGUAGUUGAACAAAUCAUCAAAGACAGCAAAACAAUAAUGUUGACAACAGGUUUGUGUGUUAGCCUUCAGGUAGUCAUGUAGCAAUCUUAAUAGAUCUUGUUCUGUCUUUCAUGUGCUUAUAGGUGAAGUAUGGAGACCUGGAAGUCAACAUGGGGAAUGUACUGAAGCCAUCUCAGGUAAAUAUAUGAAUGAAACAAAAAGGGAAAUAUAACCUAAAGAACUACCAAGCUAAUAAUUCAUUUGCGCACCUACCCACCUACUAAUUACAUAACUAUACCCGGCAACUUGAAAUCUUAGGCUACACUCACACGCUACCGGUCAAGUUUUUGACCGACUGAAAAAUUUAACAGGACACUUUGUUUACACAGAACAAUUCAGUGUCUUUCCACUGUUCACACGGGACUGUUGAACCGUAAUAUUAUUUUCCAAGCAAAGUGAGUAAUAACACAACUCAUAAAUCCCAUGCUAGCGAUAUUUGUUUGCAAUUCGGCGGUGUAACCAUGCAUCCAUGCAACCACGCCUUUGCCAUACUGUACAAAAAUUUAACUGGGCACAGUGUUCACACCUUGCUAUUCAAAUUUUUGACCGUACUGACCACAGUUUUAGUGUUCAAAUUUUUGAAUUGCUAGGCAUUCAAAUUUUUAUAUGGUGAACUUGGUUUUGUGUGAAUGGAACACCUAAAGGUAGGAAUUAUUGACCAGUCAAAAAUUUGACCGGUACCUUUUGAACGUAGUGUCAAUGACAGCCCUCAGGUGAUAAAUUUUAAUUCUUUAAAUGGCUUUAAGGAGAAAACAACAAAUAUCUUUAAAACUACAAACAGAUCGAUGCACCAGUUCCCAUUUUCUUUUUAUGGACCUUAAACACCAAAUAUUUUAUAAAUAUUGUGUCCUCAGUUGUGUGCAUAAAUUGUCCAAUCCUUUAAUAAUUAAAAAAGCAUAUAACAAUUAUUGUUAUAUGCUUUUUGGAGUUUUUAAAGCAGACUGCUUAAUUUAUUUGACAGUUCAUGGUCAUCUUGGGUCAAAUUUUGUUGUAGGUGAAAAAUGCUCCCACAUCCAUCUCCUGGCCUGUUGAAGAAGGUGCAUUUUACACUCUUUUGAUGACAGGUAAGGCCGGUUCUUUGAAAGAGGUUAAGAAAGGACAUGCAAAUUUAUGUGAAAUAAAAUAAUAAUUUAUAUUUUUUUGGUGAGUGGGCGAGUGGUGUCUAUUAUGGGGACUGACCUCCUACAUGAUCAGGCAUAAACAACCUAGAGAGUGGGUCCUGAUUUUGUGCAUGGGCAACUGGUAUAUAAGUACUAGGUGUAGAUUCAUUUCCAUUGUUUUCUGUUGUCCUUUGUAGGGUGAGUGUGAUCAUCCGGGUGAUCAUAGUCCUGAAUAGGACUGUUGUUGUUGACACUGACUGAGGUUUCAACAACCUGUGCAGUGGUCAUCUUCAGUGUCAAAAGGGUACUACUGCAAAGGUUGUCAAAACGUCAGUCACUGUCAACAACAACAGAAGUUCACCCGGACAAUCAUACUCAACCUACUUGUGUUCAAAAUUACUCAUGGGCUCCAACCUAUCACCGAUUGUCCUUUAUGUUGUGUAGUACUGUGAUAUGUAGUUUAUGAGAGACAGACUUAUUUCAAAGAAUUCAUGUUAAGUGUGUUCAUGGCUGUGUGGCUAUGCUUACAUUUUGGGUGACAUACGUUUACCAUGAAGGUUUGGGCAACAUAACUUAAGGCAAGAUGACUUGGGGUAACUUGACUGAGUAACUCUUCUCUGUGUUGACAGACCCUGACGCUCCAAGCCGUCACCAUCCUAAGUUCCGUGAAUGGCACCAUUGGCUUGUGGUAAAUAUCCCAGGCUGUGAUGUAAGCAAAGGAGAGGUGAAGCUUGACUAUGUUGGGAGCGGUCCACCCAAAGGAACUAAGCUUCAUCGCUACAUAUUUUUGGCAUACAAACAGCCCGGCAAAAUUACCUACACUGAUGUUGUUGUGUGCAGCAAGUGAGUAUAAAAAGGGUGCUUAAGCAACUACUACGGCGACAGCAGCAAGUACGGCAAAAAAGCCGAUAAGUUUUGGAUCAGCGAAACAACAGCUUUGCACGUGCAUCACACUUUUUUGUACAUUUUUUGCCGUUGUUGCACGACUACGACGUGAAACUUCCUCAUUUCACGGAGUCUUAUAAAGGGAAGUGAACGUGGGAAAACGAUUUAAAUUUUCUUUUUCUAAACUUGGUACAGUGGUCCUUUGGUAUUCAGCUCCACAAAAAUUCGAAACAUCUAACAAAUUAAACGAGAUGGAGUAAGAGCCAGAAGUUUGAAGCAGUGCGAAUUCUUCUUUUUGAUUGUGAAGUUUUGGCUGCCAUUGCCGUCGUACAUGUAGAUGCUAGUUUAAGCACCCUAUGUCCAACUACAGCGUUGCAUAUCAUGUGAUACAAUGCAAAUCGUUUAAUUGACUAGAGCGGGUACUAAAGGCCAGUUUUUUAAACUAUCUGUGAAGGAUAAUUUACUCAAUGAGUACAUGAUCUACGUAACGGUAUAAAGUAACUUUCAAAAAGUAUCCACUCGAUUUUAUAGAACAGUAGAAACACUAGACCUUAUUAUCAGUGCUUGACCCCUUUUACGUUCUUCGUUAUGUAUUACAAUUUAAAAUCCAUACAGUAAUUAGUGUGCAAGUAGCUUACUUUAAGCUCGCUUUAGAAGUAAAAGGUGCCAAAAAAGGGGGCGCACGCGGGCGCCGUUGUUUCGCACAAAUUUCUUCCAAAUCCUCUACGUUCCUCUGAAGAAGGACAGCUCGGGAAACCGGGAAACCUCUAGUCGUUCAAGGGCAGAUCUAGGGGGAGGGUGUAGGGGGUGCGCACCCCCCCCCCAGAUGACCUGCGGUUUUCUAAUACAACUGGUAUUCUGCAAAAAAAAAACUAUGUGGUUUAUUGGUGUCGAAGUAGAGCAAGAGACGAGUGCACCCCCUCCUAAAAAAAAUCCUGGAUCCGCCCCUGUCGUUGAUAUUGUUUACAAAUGUUUGUAAACUUGUCUUGGAUAAAACAGCAGGAUUUUGAUGUCGUCAUUUUGUAUAAAAGGUUUCAAACAUUAGUCUUUUUACCCUGAGUAGCAAUUGCCGGUUUUGUUAGAGCGAAGGGAGAAAUGUCGAGGACAAGCGUGUGCUCUAUAAAAACUAACCAAAAAAAUUAACCGGGGCCCCCAAGCAGGCUAAUUAGUUUUUUUUUUAUUCCUCCCCUCAUUAAAUCUACAAAUCCUAAUAUAUUUCUUUAACACCCAGUUGUCAAAUGAAGUUUAAUCAAAACUUCCAGUUCCUUCGCCGGGAAAAUCACGGCACGUAAAGCAGAGUUCGUAUGAUUCUAUAGUGCCCUAGCCUUCUCCUGUCCCGGUGCUCCCAUCGUGAUUCUUGUGCGCCCGAUUUCCCCCCUCCCUUUCGAAUGAAGGAUACUAUUAGUACCUACAGCGAGCUUUUUAUCCAAGAUCAAACCUUUUCUGGUAUCUGUUCCCUUUCGUAUUAUCUUCCUUUGUGGUUAAUGUUUGUAAAUCCUCUAUUAAGCCCCCAGGGGCCUUAUUUAUUUCAAGCCCAUUUGAGCGGGGCUUAUUUGAGAGGGGGGCUUAUUUAAUUUAGAAAAGACGAUGGUAUCAGUUCUCCAUAAAGAACUAGAAUACAAUGUGGAGAAGUUCAAGAACAUGAAGGUUGGAGGUCAUGCAGCCGAGGAUCAGAAUCAAAUCCGAACUUCCAGUUGGUAAAUAAACCAUCCCGGAUCAGUCCACACGAAGUUUACCGUUGUCAUUUAUUAGUGAAGAAUAUUUAGGAAAGGGGAAUUAAUAGAGGAUUUAGGCGGUAUAUGGUUUGGUUUGAGAACACUCAGUAGUCUUUUUUAACAAAACACUGAAAUUAUUCCUUACUUUCCAUUAAUUUUUCUCCUCAACACGUUGUUUUUGACAGAAAAAACGUACUUUCUUUUUAGGCCUGGCUUUGAGCGGGGAUCGCGGAAAGCUCGUGAUCUAUCCUCAAAGUACAAUCUUGGUAAUCCUGUGGCAGGGAAUCUCUUCCAAGCUGAACACGAAUGAAGACGAGAAGCACCAUGAAGCACCACCGCCCCGCGUUGAACACAGGGAACCUUAGUUUAUCGAUAGACGAUAGGUAUGAGGAUAGAGAUAAGAUCUGCCGGCGACGUUAAAUUCAGCUAGUUUCAAACGUUCACGUAAUCCAUUGCCUUAUCAGCUCUGAUGUAGUGUGCGAAAUCGUUUUCACAGACUCAGAACUAGUUGUGCUGCCGAUGAAAACUAGUUUAAGCUCUAAAUCGUUGUUUCAGAUAUUUCUCAAGUAAAGAGUGUUUUACUGAGA
Molecule: messenger RNA, 4852 nt
Organism: Porites lobata
Lineage: Eukaryota; Metazoa; Cnidaria; Anthozoa; Scleractinia; Poritidae
Source: the annotation of a GenBank genome assembly